AUGGCAAAGCGCGCUAUGGACUAUGGAAAUGAUGAUAUCCUAGAUCGGAGAAGGUUGUCGAAUGAAGCACACUUAGCUGGAGUGGAUUGUAUGCUAUGUAGACUCGUGAGUUGACUCCGGAUGUCAGUGGCGAUGUUGACACUCAGCACCGCAAGAGCUACUAGGUCACAUAGAGUGGCCUGUAUAUCGGAUUCUGUUCGAGCGGCAAAUUCUUCGUGCUUUCCAGUCUUCGGCAUGAAGAAUUCGACGAUCUACUUGCUCUCAAACAGCACACACGAAGUGACAGAAAUACUCCAUGUACUGCAGAGGACAUAUCGUGCACUCGAUGUGCAUAUCCUCUUCCCAUCACGCAACUCGCGACGUCUGUCCGAUUCCAGCUAGCAAAAAGAUGCACGUAGUAGAUGACCAUGCCAGUCAACCUGUCGAUAGAGUCUGUCCCAAACUUAGCGCAUCAGGGUUCAUCAUCCUGUGCUG
Messenger RNA from Aureobasidium subglaciale EXF-2481, 474 nucleotides. RefSeq lists its product as uncharacterized. NCBI's taxonomy places the organism in Eukaryota, Fungi, Ascomycota, Dothideomycetes, Dothideales, Saccotheciaceae. The record is from RefSeq and is a predicted model, not a curated record. The transcript has a single exon. The coding region runs from base 121 to 381 and encodes 86 amino acids.